UUCUUUCAACAGCAGCAACAGCUAGUCAGCCACGUCUAUAGCUUGCUAGACAAAAUAGCCGAACCAAUAAAGCUCUUUAGACACUUUCGUGUUUAUUAGCCACUGUAUUGUAAAACCCACUUCUGUCGUCUAGUUAGUUAUCCGAUUUAACAUCAUAUUUACCCUGUUGUUAUUAGACAGCUAGCGGGCUGGUUAAGUUAGCAUUAGCCUAGCUAGCUAACAUCCCCGACCAUGAGGUCACUAAGCUACUCUCCUCCUGCUAAAGAAGAUGAGAUCUGCUGGACAGAGAAAGAUGGUCUGUGCCUGAACGUUGUUGUGAAAGAGGAAGAGGAGGCUGUCACAAUACAAAAACAAGUAGAGGGUGAGGCUGUUAUAGUGAAAGAAGUAGAGAAAGACGUUACAGUUAAAGAAGAGGAAGGCGUGUUCAGUGUGAAACAAGAGGAGGAGGAUGCAUGUUUUGGAGUGAAAGAGGAGGAGGAGAUGACUGGAUAUCUGGGCUCGGUUUCCCAAACGCAUCUUAAGACAUCCAAUGGUUCUAACUGUGAGCGGGCCCUGAGUAACACUAGUGAGAGACGGGACAAUCGUGGGUCCUCUGUGGAGCCUCAACAACAUCAUGAUGGCGAAGAGGCAGAGAAGAGUCUCUCCACAUCAGAACAUAAGAAACACCAGCAGAGACCCACAGGGAAGAAAUCUAACUGCUGCUCUGACUGUAGGAAAAUAUUAAACCCUUCAGUAGAACUUCAAAUACACCAGAGAACCCACAAAGGAGAGAAAUCUUGUAGCUGUGAUCAAUGUGGGAAGAGUUUUACCACAUCUGGCUCUCUGCCUUUACACCAGAGAACCCACAAAGGAGAGAAAUCUUAUAGCUGUGAUCAAUGUGGGAAGAGUUUUGGUCAAUCCAUCAAUCUGAAAAUGCACCAGAGAAGACACACAGGAGAGAAACCUUAUAUCUGUGAUCAAUGUGGGAAGAGUUUUGGUCAAUCUAGCCAGUUGAUAUUACACCAGAGAACACACACAGGAGAGAAACCUUAUAGCUGUGGUCAAUGUGGGAAGAGUUUUGGUCAAUCUAGCCAGUUGAUAUUACACCGGAGAACACACACAGGAGAGAAAUCUUAUGGCUGUGGUCAGUGUGGGAAGAGUUUUUGUCAAUCUGGGCAGCUGACUGUACACCAGAGAAUACACAUAGGAGAGAAAUCUUAGUUGUGAUCAAUGUGGGAAAGGUUUUCCUACAUCUGGCUGUCUGACUUUACACCGGAGAACACACACAGGAGAGAAACCUUAUAGCUGUGGUCAAUGUGGGAAGAGAUACUCUAGUAAAAGAUCUCUGAUCAAACAUCAGAAAAUACAUACAUGAAGGAGUUGUUUCAUGAUAUCAAUGAAAUAAUGUCACAAUGUAGAUUAUUUUAACAUUAUAGUAGGAGUAUUUUAAUGCAUGUCAAUGUAGAACCCUACAUGUUUGCCCCUUGUUCAAUUGAUGUUAGCCUCAUGGAAACAAUCCAGGCUCUGAAUUGAAAGAGUUACUAUUUAUGUGAUUGAACAAAACGUGACUAACAAAAAAGAGCUGUGUUACACUUACCACAUUUGUGACCCACUGGAAUCACAAUGAAACACUCCAAAAUGUUUAGGUUUUCAAUAUAUCCCAAACUGUUUCUGCAUAUUGGUUAUUGAUUUGGACACGUUAAAACUGUGUUUUGACAUUGCACUAUUCCCAUUUAGCAAAAUGUCAUUGAAAAGACGUUGAAAAUCAGGCUAUAACCGACGUCCAAUAUAUGUUCGGUUGUCGUUGAAAGUGAAAGUUGAAAAGAUGUCUUUUUGGGUCGUUUUUUCAAUGACUUGAAAACAUCUUAAUUUCAACAUACUUGCAGUUUAUACACCUAUAAUCAAUUAUUUUAUUAAUAAUCUAACAUAACUCCAGUAUUUUAUUGACAACAUUCAAGUGCUAAUUGUCUUUAUUCCACUACUGAAGAAGCAUGACUCAAAUCACCUCAUAUUUCAAACAUGCCUUACCAUUAAGUGAAUUAUUGCCACUACAUAUUAACAAAGGGGCGUACAUUUGGUUUUGAUACUUCAUAUUUACAAUGAUGUAACAUUUAGUAAUCAUAGUUAUUAUUAAUGCAAUCAACUUGACAUUUUUACCCUGCUUUUUACUGUUAAGCCCCUGAAAACAUGGGAGAAAUAAUCACGAGAGUGAUACGGUGUUGUAUUCUCAAUUCAACUUUAAGUUCAAUCUUUACAAAAGUAACACAUUACAAAAACAACAGAAAACCCAUUAUACAAAUAACACAGCAAAAUAUCUUAUUAACCACGCACAUGUUCAUUCACAAUCGACAUAAAAUGGCAGCUACUCUCAGUACGAUGCUAUUCUUCACUUCAACCGAGCAGGGCUAAUGUUACUCUCUUCAAACUUAACUCGAACUUCCUCAAGUCGUUACUAAAACACACCUUAAACACUCUUGACAUGUUAGUGAGUUAUAACAUUUAAAUUCCUAUUUUUAUCAUCAAUAAAGUACCUGAAAACAGGGGAGAAAUAAUCACGAGAGUGAUACGGUGUUGUAUUCUCAAUUCAACUUUAAGUUCAAUGAGAAAAGACCGCGAUUUUCCCCAGGAAUAUAGGUGGAGACCAGAGCAAUCGAUCUCCGGCUCAUAUAUUAAGAGCAUUUUGUAGAUCACAGAUUAACACUUUUAGGCACCACAAAAUAAAGUAAUCAAUAUAACGUUUACACAUUACUCUCACAAUUCGUACCCUUUGACAGAUUUGAACUUUAACACAAUUAUAUGAAUGUUAUCAAUCUCUAUCAACUAAUACUGAAUGCAUAUUUUUAACCUGAGAUGUUUUAAGAUCCUCACAUACUAUGAACUUACUAAUACUUUUUAAUGUAUAACAGGCUAUGAAUAUUUCCUUUAACCUGUCACAUUACCAUGGAUCACAAUUUAUUUUGACCGCAUGCUUUUCCGUAUUGGAUAUGAGUUUUGUUUGGGCUCUUUCCAAGGGGACAAGAGUUCUAGAAGCUAGUGAGUUUUAGGAUUCUAUAGAAAGACAAAGGAGAAGAAAAUAAUAUGCUUGUAUAUUAUUAUUUAGAAAUGUGUUUUUAAUUGUUGACGGCUAGACCAUGUUUAUAUUGUAGAAGGUGAAGCCCUGUAGUUGAUUUAAUUGUUGACAAGUAUUGUAAAAAUGUAACCAAUUACAGAAUUAAAUGUAUGUGAAGACA
Oncorhynchus masou masou (cherry salmon) is the source of this 3209-nucleotide messenger RNA. RefSeq names its product zinc finger protein 239-like. The record is from RefSeq and is a predicted model, not a curated record. Gene Ontology annotation, molecular function: DNA-binding transcription factor activity, RNA polymerase II-specific; RNA polymerase II cis-regulatory region sequence-specific DNA binding. Bases 232 to 1200 code for a protein of 322 amino acids. Gene Ontology annotation, biological process: regulation of transcription by RNA polymerase II. The transcript is spliced from 2 exons. Lineage: Eukaryota; Metazoa; Chordata; Actinopteri; Salmoniformes; Salmonidae.